Molecule: messenger RNA, 677 nt
Organism: Hippocampus zosterae (dwarf seahorse)
Lineage: Eukaryota; Metazoa; Chordata; Actinopteri; Syngnathiformes; Syngnathidae
Product: urocortin-3-like
Exons: 2
Coding region: 138-611 (157 amino acids)
Biological process (GO): digestion; hormone-mediated signaling pathway; adenylate cyclase-activating G protein-coupled receptor signaling pathway
Cellular component (GO): extracellular region
Molecular function (GO): corticotropin-releasing hormone receptor 2 binding; hormone activity
Source: RefSeq, a predicted model, not a curated record
CGCUCUGGUUCCGUAUUGGAGCGACACGCAGCGCUCGCUCAUCAGCGCGAGAAACGCCGAACGUGAAUGCGGACGGCCCGAGGGAUGUUGGAGGCCACGCACGCAAAAGAUGAUCCUCAUUUCUGUGACCCGCCAGCAUGAAGACGGCGCGCUUGCGCUUGCGCCUGUCCCUGUUCCUGUUCCUGUGCCUGUGCCCCACCUCGCCGCUGGCUCGCGGGGUCCCGGCUCCGAGGACGGGUGCCGCUCUCGCCGACUUGGAGGAGGACGCGAGGAGAAGCGCGCUCGCCUCGGUCGUCACGAACCGCGGCGGCAUGUCGAAUUGGCGUCCGCCCCCCGGGGACCGCGCGCUUGUGCGGCGGGUUCCGAAGAGAGCCCAGCCGGCGUCCCGCUUCGCCCUGUCUCUCGAUGUGCCCACCAGUAUCCUCAGCGUCCUCAUAGACCUGGCCAAGAACCAGGACCUGAGGACCAAAGCGGCGGCCAAUGCGCAACUGAUGGCGCGCAUCGGCAAGAGGAAGGAGAAUCGAGCAUGCCGGCACGCGGUGGGGGGAGGCAGGAAAGCGGCAGAUGGAGAACAAACAUUCAAGGCGUUGCAUCACCGACAGCGUGAGUAGCUCGGAUACGACUUGACCCCGGUCGGGUCUUCCUUUCUCCUCGUAUCACCGGCGAAACCCGUGCGC